AUGUUAGCUUCAGGAAGACAUGCAAUUGUUAUGGUGCUUGGAAGUUCCAUAGCCGCUUCUCUUCUUCCAUCCCUGGGAUCAUCCAGAGAGACACCCAAAUUGGUUCAAACCUACAGGAUCAGCCAGCCGAAUCCUCUCCAGCUGACACCUGAACUCUCAUUCCAGAUCGGAGUUCAUGCAUUCCUGCUCUGGGCUUCGGUUGGUUUCUUAAUGCCUGUUGGAAUCAUCAUCAUCAGGAUGUCGCACAGAGUUGAAUGCAUCAAAAGGCUCAAGGUUCUGUUCUAUGCCCACCUCAUUGUUCAGAUUAUGGCAAUCCUGUUGGCUACUGCUGCAGCAGUUCUAUCACUGAUCAACUUUGAGAACUCCUUCGACAACACCCAUCAAAGGAUAGGGUUAGCAGUAUACGCUUUCAUUUGGAUACAACCGAUCAUAGCCUUCUUCAGGCCUCACAGGGGCAUAAAGAUGAGGAGCGCCUGGUACUUGGUGCAUUGGCUGCUUGGGACUGGAGUUUGUGUACUGGGCAUCGCGAACGUCUACGUCGGCUUACAUGCCUUCCAUGAGAGGACCUCAAGGAGUGUGAGACCGUGGGUUGUCCUGUUCACUACAGAGGUCUCCCUCUUUGCCUUCAUCUAUCUCAUUCAAGGCAAGUGGGAUCAUAUGACGAAGGAAGGAGCGAUUCUGGCUGAGCAGGUCGCCCCCACCGGCCAUUUGACCUCUCCAAGUAGCAACCAGAAAGAGCUGACAGUGGCGUCUUAGGAUGUUGAGAGUUCUCAUUUGUUUUUAGAGGCCUUUGUUCCGUCGCGUUUCUUCUGUCGAUGUUCUACGCAAUGCCACAUCAAUGUAGAGCGACAACUCAUACACCCGUGCGAUAGGGUGUGCAGAGAAGGUGUUCGAGAGCGAGCCUGUUAGAACUGCGGAUGUGGUAGUGUGAUGUCGAUAACAUUUAACAUAUUUUGUUCGGCCA
This is a messenger RNA of Musa acuminata AAA Group (dessert banana), 964 nucleotides long. Its product is annotated as cytochrome b561 domain-containing protein At2g30890-like. The record is from RefSeq and is a predicted model, not a curated record. Bases 1 to 756 code for a protein of 251 amino acids. NCBI's taxonomy places the organism in Eukaryota, Viridiplantae, Streptophyta, Magnoliopsida, Zingiberales, Musaceae. The transcript has 4 exons. Gene Ontology annotation, molecular function: transmembrane monodehydroascorbate reductase activity; heme binding.